CGCACACUGCUCCGACCUAACUGUUCCAGCUGGUUUCUCAUCGGCAUCACAGCCGAGAGGAUGGACUUUUUGAAGCCGGUGUUCAUCGGAAAACACAGGCUGAGGUGGUGACGUUCUUUGACCAAAACCGCCCUUGGUGAGCAGAUAACACAAUGGCAACUAGUCUCUGAAGAUCCAGGUCAUAGUUAUCCAAGGAUGGGUGAAAUCAAGUGCAACUAGACUGGUUGGACAUACUUGAAGACGUUUCGCCUCUCAUCCGAGGGGCUUCUUCAGUUUUGCAAAUGCCUACUGUGCCUACUAAUUCCACCUGUCCAAAUACAGGUUCGGGUGAACCUCUAAACCCACUUGCCUGGAUCCUCACAGGGGCUCUCUCCUUCACCAUCCUGGCAUUCACGAUGUUGGGCGUCAUGUAUCUCAGAAAAUAUCGUUCUUUGGUCCAGACCACUCGAAUGCUGCAGGCGAGCAAGCUGUUGCUGGGUGCCGUUCCUCAGCUGGAAGCUCCCAUCCCGCCUGUGAGGCCGUUCAUAGCAGUAAGAGAGGAGAAGGCUGAGGAGCCCCCUCCCCAAGCUCCGCUGAGGCAGAGCAGCACAGUCAGGUCCCCCUCCAGGAGGCUGUGGAAAAGCCUGCAGCAGGGUCCUCGUUUCACCAAGUCAGAUCUGAACCUGCUACAGCUGAUCAAAGCAGGAAAAGAGGGUGUCUUCUACCAGGCCAGGCUGACCAAGGGGACGUGUAAAGGCCACAACACGUUCACCUGCAAGAUCAGCAAGGAAGGUGUCCGUCCCAAACACGUAGACACGGAGGUUUCCAUCAUGAGGAAACUGGUGCACCACAAAAACAUCCUCCAACUGCUAGACUGGAACACCACUGAGGAGCCUUACAUUCUGAUCAUGGAAUAUGUGAGCUAUGGCACUCUGAGGACCUUCCUGCAGACCAACAAAGCCCACCUGAGUGCAGACCCUGAGCUGCAGAGCCUCCUCACCAUCGCCUCCUACCACAUUGCUCUGGCCAUGCAGCAUCUGCGCUCCAAAAUGAUCAUGCACUGUGACCUGGCUCUGAGGAACGUCAUGGUCAAUAAGUUUCCCUGGGAGGUAAAAGUGGCGGAGUUCGGCCUGGCCCGAGACUUAACACGCAUGACGAGCCGCCGCAGCAGCCGCUGGAGAAACCCACGGCAGCGUGUGCCCCUGCGCUGGUACCCACCUGAGUACUUCAAGAACAACUAUUACAGCUUCAAGGGAGACGUGUGGGCAUUUGGCAUCGUGCUAUGGGAGAUGCAGACAUUUGGUACACUGCCAUACCCAAACUUGGAGACAUCAGAGGCAGUGGUGUACCACAUCUGUAUUGGUCAUAAGAACACAAACCCUGAAGGCUGCAGACCGGAGAUGAUUCAUAUCAUGCAAGACUGCUGGCUGGAGCCGUACACUCUGAGACCCUCAUUCACAGACAUUGUUCAAAUGCUGGAGAACAUCAUUGAAAACGAUGCGGAUUAUGUGGAUGUUGAGAGUCCGAGGCUUUUGGUGAACGAUGACGCUGAAUAUCAUGAAGCUAAAUGUCUACGAGCAGCCAGCGUCACCUUUAAAGAUAAAAAUCCAUCUAAAUAAAUUUACCAAGGCAUCAGAUCAAGCUGUUUUCUGAAUGAUUGUGUAUUUAAAACAAUACACACAUUUAUAGGCAAAUUGUUUCAGCUUGGGGGACAGCCUGUCAAGUGCUUCAACUGGACAGUGGUGUAAUGUCACAGGGAUGGUAAAAUUAUGUAGCCUACUUAUAUGUUCUUGUUUGCCAAUGUAAAAUGUCAUGUUCUGUGUUUCUAUUUUAACUUUAGUUUUUUUUAUUUUUA
Messenger RNA from Micropterus dolomieu (smallmouth bass), 1834 nucleotides. Its product is annotated as tyrosine kinase receptor Cad96Ca. Gene Ontology annotation, biological process: protein phosphorylation; cell surface receptor protein tyrosine kinase signaling pathway; multicellular organism development. Gene Ontology annotation, cellular component: signaling receptor complex. The transcript has 12 exons. The record is from RefSeq and is a predicted model, not a curated record. Lineage: Eukaryota; Metazoa; Chordata; Actinopteri; Centrarchiformes; Centrarchidae. Bases 282 to 1598 code for a protein of 438 amino acids. Gene Ontology annotation, molecular function: transmembrane receptor protein tyrosine kinase activity; ATP binding.